This is a messenger RNA of Mandrillus leucophaeus (drill), 3099 nucleotides long. RefSeq names its product sialidase 3 (membrane sialidase) (gene NEU3). The record is from RefSeq and is a predicted model, not a curated record. Gene Ontology annotation, biological process: oligosaccharide catabolic process; ganglioside catabolic process. Lineage: Eukaryota; Metazoa; Chordata; Mammalia; Primates; Cercopithecidae. Gene Ontology annotation, molecular function: exo-alpha-sialidase activity. Gene Ontology annotation, cellular component: membrane; lysosome; cytoplasm.
AUGCUCUGGACCUCUGGUCCUUUUUGUAGGGUACCCUCUGAGGCCCGGAACCUUUGCUCAACUCUCAGGCUGUCCGGGGAAGUUUUAGGCGGUGAUACCGAGCUGCAGACCAAUGUAAGAGCUCGGGGCUGUGGGACUGAAGAGAGGAAGCGACUGUUGGGAACUGAGGUGGGCCCAGGGCUUAAGCCGAGCUGGCGAGGGUAGAGGUGGUGCUGGUCCCGUGCGGUGGUGGGGACCGGGCUGUGGGCUGGAGGGAGGGGCAGCGCCGAGGGGGCGGGACGGCGGGCUCGCGGAGGAGGCCAACGGUUGGCCCCAACCACCACUGACUACAGCCUGCGUCCGCCUUUCGUUGCCAUUACCUCUUUCCGGCAGUCGACCUGCUCUUUGCUUCUCGGGUUUUGUCUCCGUGUCCUCCGUCUCUGCUGUUUCUCCCUCUCUAUCCUCCUCUGUCUCCGUCUCCGCAGCCUUGGGGCCGGUGCCUCUCUCAGGCUUCGGCGAAUGAGACCUGGGGACUUGCCCCCGCGCCCCAUGGAAGAACCCCCGGCGUCCAGCUCUGCCCCGACAGAGACGGAGGAGCCGGGGUCCAGUGCAGAGGUCAUGGAAGAAGUGACAACAUGCUCCUUCAACAGCCCUCUGUUCCGGCAGGAAGAUGACAGAGGGAUUACCUACCGGAUCCCAGCCCUGCUCUACAUACCCCCCACCCACACCUUCCUGGCCUUUGCAGAGAAGCGUUCCACGAGCAGGGAUGAGGAUGCUCUCCACCUGGUGCUGAGGCGAGGGUUGAGGAUUGGGCACUUGGUACAGUGGGGGCCCCUGAAGCCACUGAUGGAAGCCACACUACCUGGGCAUCGGACCAUGAACCCCUGUCCUGUAUGGGAACGGAAGAGUGGUUGUGUGUUCCUGUUCUUCAUCUGUGUGCGGGGCCAUGUCACAGAGCGUCAACAGAUUGUAUCAGGCAGGAAUGCUGCCCGCCUUUGCUUCAUCUGCAGUCAGGAUGCUGGAUGUUCAUGGAGUGAGGUGAGGGACUUGACUGAGGAGGUCAUUGGCUCAGAGCUGAAGCACUGGGCCACAUUUGCUGUGGGCCCAGGUCAUGGCAUCCAGCUGCAGUCAGGGAGACUUGUCAUCCCUGCAUAUACCUACUACAUCCCUUCCUGGUUCUUUUGCUUCCAACUACCAUGUAAAACCAGGCCUCAUUCUCUGAUGAUCUAUAGUGAUGACCUAGGAGUCACAUGGCACCAUGGGAGACUCAUUAGGCCUAUGGUUACAGUAGAAUGCGAAGUGGCAGAGGUGACUGGGAGGGCUGGCCACCCUGUGCUAUAUUGCAGUGCCCGGACACCAAACAGGUGCCGGGCAGAGGCUCUCAGCACUGACCAUGGUGAAGGCUUUCAGAGGCUGGCCCUGAGUCAACAGCUCUGCGAGCCCCCACAUGGUUGCCAAGGGAGUGUGGUAAGUUUCCGGCCCCUGGAGAUCCCGCAUAGGUGCCAGGACUCUAAUAGCAAAGAUGUACCUACCAUUCAGCAGAGCUCUCCAGGCAGUUCACUGAGGCUGGAGGAGGAAGCUGGAACACCGUCAGAAUCAUGGCUCUUGUACUCACACCCAACCAGUAGGAAACGGAGGGUUGACCUAGGUAUCUAUCUCAACCAGACCCCCUUGGAGGCUGCCUGCUGGUCCCGCCCCUGGAUCUUGCACUGUGGGCCCUGUGGCUACUCUGAUCUGGCUGCUCUGGAGGAGGAGGGCUUGUUUGGAUGUUUGUUUGAAUGUGGGACCAAGCGAGAGUGUGAGCAGAUUGCCUUCCGCCUGUUUACAGACCGGGAGAUCCUGAGCCACCUGCAGGGGCACUGCACCAGCCCUGGUAGGAACCCGAGCCAAUUCAAAAGCAAUUAAUUGGCUUAGGACCCAAUUUCCAUAGAUGCAAAUGGCAAUUACAGCCAGGUUAACAGAAGCUACUGAAGUCUACAGAGAAUCAAAAAACUUAAUAUUCUGUUCCCUACCUUUUUUCACUUCUCCCCCUCCAAAGAGCAAAAUGAAAAUUUUGCCUUAGCUACUGCAGUGGAAAGAGCACUGAACUAGGAGUUCAAAGACCAGGACGUGGUUCUGGCUCUGCCACUGGCUUGCUUUUGGACCUUGGAUGUGUCACCUGAACUCUCUGGACCUCAGGUUUCCAUCUGUAAAAUGAGAGUAUUGGUUCUAAGAUUUCUUAUCUUCUCAUCCUUAGGAGAAGCAUAGUGCCUGCAUCCUUCAUGGUCAGUAAGUCCUGGCUGUAUAGAAGACUCUGAUGUCAAAAUGGAAAUCAGAGGACUUAUCUUUUCACAUGACUUACCCCUUUUCCAAGUGUGAGGUUACAGGUAGGUGUCAUGGCAGGAAGGAAGACCAGAUCUAUAUGAUUUGUUCCAUUUUUAAUAACAAAAAUAUCCACACCCUUCUAAUAAUGGUCAGAGCUCUGUAGGCACUCUAUCCUAGAGGAAUUAAGCAAAACAGAAGAAUCAUGAAGUCUCCUACCUUCUACAGCUUUGUAGUUCUGUUUACCUUCUCUUCCUCAUCCAGAAACAUCAUUUUCUAGGGAGGACAAUGAGAAUCUCAGUGCCAGUAGUACUGGAUAAUAGUGUGUAUUGCUUCUGGUGGCAUUACCCUGAUGAAGGAUGGGCUUAAGUUCAUUUAUUAGGAUGUUCCCGAUGGGAAAAGGACAUGGAUUAGGACUUUAAAACACUGGACAGAAUUUCCCACAGUCUCUGCCCUCAAGGAGUUCACCAGUUUAUGGGGCUAGAAGAGGGAGAAAAUUCAAGAAAAUAAAUGUAGCUGGUGGGAGAGUUUGUAGAUGUUGGGCUAUAUGUUGGGGUGACGGUAGCUCCUGAUGUAAUUUUCUUAGUUGCAUCUUCAAUGUGCCUGGAGUCAUCUGUCCAAGGCUUGUCCAGGCUUCUGGGUUUGUUUUUUUUUGUUUUGUUUUUUCUCAGGAUAUUGUCCUGGCCCAGCUACUCCUUUACCUGUGAGAAGAUCUUCACCAUUAGGAAGAUCUCUGGACCCCCAAAUCUCAGAAUCAGGCCUAUUUGUAUAGGCCCAUGGAAAUCACUACUUGUGAAGUAGGGAUGCCUUUUUGUCUAA